GCGGCGCGCUGCGUCGUUAUUUUUGAACAUUAGGCGGGGAAGCGCUUUGCGAGUCGGGGCUGUGGCUGUGUGCAGUGGGCCCGCGCGCCUCGCUUUGUGGGCCAAGCCAUGACGCAGCAGGUCGCCCGGGAGCAGGGCAUCACCUUGCGCGGGAGCGCCGAAAUCGUGGCCGAGUUCUUCUCGUUUGACAUCAACAGCAUUUUAUAUCAGCGCGGUAUAUAUCCAUCGGAAACUUUCACUCGAGUGCAGAAAUACGGACUCACCUUGCUUGUAACCACUGAUCCUGAGCUUAUAAAAUACCUAAAUAAUGUGGUGGAACAACUAAAAGAUUGGCUGUACAAGUGUUCAGUUCAGAAACUUGUGGUUGUCAUCUCAAAUAUUGAAAGUGGUGAAGUCCUUGAAAGAUGGCAGUUUGAUAUUGAAUGUGACAAAACUGCAAAAGAUGAUAGUGCACCCAGAGAAAAGUCUCAGAAAGCAAUCCAAGAUAAAAUUCGUUCUGUGAUUAGGCAGAUCACGGCCACGGUGAGUUUUCUUCCAUUACUCGAAGUUGCUUGUUCAUUGGUUGUACCUGAAAAAUGGGAAGAGUCGGGACCACAGUUCAUUACCAAUUCUGCGGAAGUCAGGCUCCGUUCAUUUACUACCACAAUCCACAAAGCGAACAGCAUGGUGGCCUACAAAAUUCCCGUCAAUGACUGAGAAUGAGACUAGGAAAGGAACGUGGUGGAAAACAUUCUUGAGGUGGCUUUCCUGAAUCAAAGUCAACUGGAGUUGGUGACUUACUUUUUUGGUUACUUUUUAGAUGGCAAAACCCAACAUACUUUAAUGAACUGUGCAUAACUGUUCCAUGUUUGGAGUGCCUGCUUGACUUAUAGGCCAACAUAAUGAGCGUGUUGCACGUUGUGCACAAGGAGCC
Molecule: messenger RNA, 913 nt
Organism: Octodon degus (degu)
Lineage: Eukaryota; Metazoa; Chordata; Mammalia; Rodentia; Octodontidae
Product: mitotic spindle assembly checkpoint protein MAD2A-like
Biological process (GO): mitotic spindle assembly checkpoint signaling
Cellular component (GO): nucleoplasm; cytoplasm; kinetochore
Source: RefSeq, a predicted model, not a curated record